UUGGUGUGAAAGAAAAUCCAGGGCGAAUGAUAGAGAUCAACAGGCUGAAGUUCACGUACCCAAGAAUCGACGGCCAUCCUCUGCUGGGGUCCACUCCUCUGAUUGACGACUUCUAUCUCACCCUUCAUGCUGGUGAUCGUUGCCUUCUUGUUGGAUCUAAUGGAGCUGGAAAAACUAUAAUUCUGAAGAUAUUGGCUGGAAAGCACAUGGUGGAACCCCAUAUGGUUUGCAUACUUGGAAGAUCGGCUUUUCAUGACACCACAUUGACAUCUUCUGGUGAUCUCAGUUAUCUUGGUUGGGUGGAACUAUUAUUUUUGCAGUGGAGACGAGAUGUUGCUUUUGUGGGAUUUGAGGUUCCAAUACAAAUGGAUAUUUCUGCAUAAAAAAUGAUCCAUAGAAUUGCGAGUAUUGAUCUUGCAAGAGGAGCUGAGUUAAUAAAGGUAUGAUGCACUGUAUUCUUUAUGGAAUCUUCAUGAAUGUGAGCUUAAAUUGAUAUUAUCCAUAUGUUGAGUAUUAUUCAAAAGGAAGUAUUGAAGUCUAACUCAUCAAUAGGAUUAAAAUUCAGUUGUCCCAAAUAUUCAAAUUUAUUAAUUAUACAAGCAGCAAGUUACAAAGAAGUGAACUGUAGCCAUCAAGGUGGGACAUGUUUCGGUGUUGGAUUUACGUGUCUGAGGCUCCUUUUGUUAUUGGAUUGUGAGGUUCCUUGUUUAAUUGAAUAAGGUUUAAAAGUCAAUAUUUGU
Molecule: messenger RNA, 740 nt
Organism: Juglans microcarpa x Juglans regia
Lineage: Eukaryota; Viridiplantae; Streptophyta; Magnoliopsida; Fagales; Juglandaceae
Product: ABC transporter I family member 20-like
Exons: 3
Coding region: 27-383 (118 amino acids)
Molecular function (GO): ATP hydrolysis activity; ATP binding
Source: RefSeq, a predicted model, not a curated record